This is a messenger RNA of Panicum virgatum (switchgrass), 3136 nucleotides long. RefSeq lists its product as uncharacterized. The coding region runs from base 987 to 1958 and encodes 323 amino acids. The record is from RefSeq and is a predicted model, not a curated record. NCBI's taxonomy places the organism in Eukaryota, Viridiplantae, Streptophyta, Magnoliopsida, Poales, Poaceae. The transcript is spliced from 18 exons.
ACGCUGCAGUCCGAGCGCGACGCCUUCGUGGUCGCCUUCCUCCUCCUCCUGGUGGAGCACUUCUUCGCGCCGGGGUCGGUGGGCCGGCGCGGCAAGGUGAACGAGGAGGUGUUCCACGCGCUCGCCAACCCGGCGGAGGUCCACCUCUACGACUGGUCGGAGUUCGUGCUGGAGGAGUUCCGCCGCUGCGCCGGCCGCGUCCGGCAACAGGUCACCUCCGGGUGUUCCAAGAUCUCGCCCUCCGGCUGCCUCCUCUUCCUUCAGAUUUUCUAUUUAGAUCAAUUGGAUUCGGAGGCGACAGGUUGCGGAGUACCGCGUGAUGUCCUGCCUCGCGUAGCUGCUUACGACUACAAGUCUCUGUAUCAACUGUUCGACCUGACAGGCAGCCUGAAUGGCCUGAGGGUGGCCUCAAGCUGUUUGGAAAGCUUAAGUUUGUCAUCACGAAGCCGGCACAAACCGAUGAUUUUCAAAGCACUUCCAAGGGUCCAGAGCCAUAUACCUGCAUUCUUCCUAUUUAAGUAACAGCAUGAGAAUACAGACAUGCUACCAAUUAUAGCUCAAGUUAUGGACAGUAUCAAUCAAUUCAAUAAGAUUGUAUCGAAGAUGAACUGUCGUGGUCUUGCUCAUAAGCAGCAUUUGCCUGGGGGAACUGACUCAUACCAGUGCAAAGACGGGCCUUGGGACAUGCAUUCGGCACCACAAGGGAGGCUUGCUAACUCGAACGUCAUCAACCCUAGGGCUUGCAACAUCAGGAAGAUCUUCUUCUUUGGUGUACUUAGUUUACUGCGACCGUUGCAGGCUGUGUGCUAGUACAUUCCAAGGUUUGUUUCCUUUUAUGUUUCUCUGAUAGUUGAGGUUAUAUUGUUGUUGUUUCUUGACCUGUAGAUGCUACUGAAGGUAAUGAAACAAUCGCUGAUCAGUCCUGUUCUGGCAACACUGCUCUUCGGGUUAAGUCAGGGUCAAAUUCCAACAAUAAGUUUGCAAAUAUGCAAUCCGUAACUCAACAGCAAGUUCCAUCCAAGAAAAGGAGUCGAUCAGAAUUUCACAUCAGAAAGGGAACCCAAGCAGCUUCACCCUCUUCAGAAAAGAAGUCAAUGAUUCAACCAAGCUCAUGUCAAACAACUUCAGACAGUACUGAAGAUGUGGUCAUUCUUGAAACCAAUCCUUUUGAGUUUAGUACUGUGGAAUCUUAUCCUCGAACCUCUGCUACAAGGGCACAGUCCAGGUCAGGCACUGAAGAGGUGUUUCCCAAUCUGCAACGAAGAGCUAAACAGGAGGUUCCAUCAGAAGGAACAUGUCCAUCAGAGAAUCCAAUUAGAAAUGGAGCAUAUAGUGAAUCUAACCAUGACAUGAUCCAAGGAGCUGCACCCUCUUCAGAAAAAAAGCCGGUGGUUCAGGCGACUUCAUGCCAAACUAUUACACACUCGGACGAAGAUGUUAUCAUCCUUGACAGCAAUCCUUUUGUUUCUAGUACUGUGGGCUCUCCUGCAACCUCUGCUCCCAGGGUAAAGUCAAGAUUGAACCCCGAGGAGGUGUCUGCAAAUGUGCAACUAAAAACUCAACAAGAAGUUGCAUCUGAGAAAAGGGGAAAAGAUACCCAAUAUGAAUCUUACAAUGACGUGAUCCAACCAGCUUCACCCUCUUCAGAAAAGAAGCCUGUGGUUCAGGUGACCUCAUGCCAAACUGCUUCUGACAAUUUAGAUGAUGUGGUCAUCCUUGACACCAAUCCUUUUAAGUCUAGUACUGUGCGCUUCGAUCCUCAAAACUCUGCUCCCUGGUCACAGUCAAGGUCCAACCCCGAAGAGGUUUUUUCCAAUCUGCAUCCAGGAACCCAACAAGAAACUCCAUAUGAGAAAAGAAGUCAAACGGAAUUUCAAGACAAGAAACUUCACCCUGUCCAGAAGAAAAGCCAGUGGUUCAGAAGAAUACAUGCCAAACUAUUGCGGAAGAUGUCAUGAUCCAUGAUUCCAAUCCUUUUGAAUCUGAGAUAGGGUGUAGUCCCAGCUGCAGAAGUCCAGAAAUGAAGAAAGGGUAUGUUUUUGGACGUUCACCGUUCGAAAUGGGAUUGGUUCACCGACAACCACCCUUGAAAGAUGCCGAAGCAUGCUUCAAGUGGUUAGAGGCAUGCUACUACGCCGACGACCAGCUCAAUUGGCCAUGGGUCAUGCUUGAGGAACCUACUCCUAUAAAAGUAGAUGGACUGAAUAUAAAGCUUCAGAUGAUUCGUGCUGGGGAACUGAAAGAAGACGUUUGUAACCUAGUCAUGCGUCUGUAGCACCGGCUAGAUGAUCAGAUUUAUCCGAACAGUGGCACUACAGAACCAAGAUGGUGCCACUUCCUCCCAGCAGAGUGGUCUUCAUCAGCCCUGAAGCAUGGCGAAAAGAUCAGCCGACAACAAGAACCAUGUUCUCUGGUCCACACAUCGCCUAUGAUGUUGGGCUCUGCAGGAUGGUGAUUGCGCCCGUAGAGCUGGAUGGUUCGUGGUCGUGCUACGCGUGGGAUUUCAAGGAGAAGCGCGGCUCAGCAUUCUGGACCUGCUUCUGAGUCGCAAUGGUAGCAACGAGGCGGCGAUAAAGAUGAAGCACUCCUCCUCGGCGCCCCUGCUCCUCCGCGCUCUCCUUGCCUGUGCAUCCCGGUACUGUGACUCGCAUGGCUAUGAUCACCAGGAGUCCAGGCCCGACGGCUGGGAAACGAAAAUCCUUGAGCGCUUGAAAGGGAUGCGCACUUUCCACAAGCAUAACACGGGCAUGUACACACUGUUCUACGCCAGAGAAUUCGACGGCAAGGGUCUGGAGCAGACUGUCGGCCUGAGAACGAUCGCGAGCCUUCGGAGGGACCUGGUGUACCACAUGGCUCACCAUGCGCGGCAACUCGGGCCGCCCUCCGGCGAUCGUCGGUUGCCCAGUCACGGGACCUGUGAACCAGUGCUAGACUGCCCGUUAACUGUUCGGCUCAGUGUUGGUUCGGCUGCUCUAGCUGCUGCAGCUGCAGUAAUCUAAGCCUUUCGCGGAAGAAAAGAAAUUUAGGCAAUGUUGUCUCUGAACCCCAAUUACUGCGUUCGGCAGGCUGGAGCUGGAGCGGUGUGAGAGAAAAAUACUAUUACCUGACUGGUGGCUGGAGGCUAGUACUGGAGCGA